Zasmidium cellare ATCC 36951 is the source of this 696-nucleotide messenger RNA. RefSeq lists its product as uncharacterized. Lineage: Eukaryota; Fungi; Ascomycota; Dothideomycetes; Mycosphaerellales; Mycosphaerellaceae. The transcript is spliced from 2 exons. The record is from RefSeq and is a predicted model, not a curated record. Bases 1 to 696 code for a protein of 231 amino acids. Gene Ontology annotation, molecular function: protein binding.
AUGUCUCAAAUGGGCUUGCAUCGCAGCGCUCUCGACGGCAUGAUCGAAUUCCAGACCUUGGGCGUUGUCAAGAUUCGACUAUCUACCUCAAAUCGCACUGAAUUCUUGGUCCACCGUAGCGUGAUCUGUCGCUCCUCUGAAGUGCUGAGGAAGACGUUCAGUACGAGCCAUGAGCACAAAGCAGCAACUACUCUCACCGACAUCGCACCGUUUGACGUCAAAGUUUACCUUAACUGGCUCUACACUGGGGUCUUACACACGAAGUGCGAGGAAGCGAAUAUAGGCACAGCGGCGGACAACGAAUACGAGUCUCUGGUGGAUGGAUAUCUGCUAGGUAUCAAGCUCGAGGACCGCAAAUAUUGCAAUACCACCAUCAGCGCCAUGUUGGACAAAGCAGAGCAAUGCAGCGGCAAAGAUAUUGAGGUGCUGCCGAAGACCAGAUGCGUCAAUAAGGCAGACGUGACCAACGGACGUUUCGAUGACGGUUGGCGGCUGCAAGAUGUGCUCGUGGAGAUCUUCGCACGAAGCGGUAACCUGGCAACGCUCUGGGACGCUUUAGAAGAUAAAGCCCUGAGCCACAGGUUCUUCCAAAAGCUUGUGUCCACGCUCGUGGAGGUCUGCAACUUCCAUGAGCACGAAGGUGAUGAGAAGUGCAGCGCGCAAGAGCCAUCGAGGAAGCGGCGGCGAGAGGAGUAA